AUGUAAAAUAUAAAAUGUAUAGGUACCAAAUCGUAAUUUGCCAUUUGGAUCCAUGGAUUGAUCCAUGAAUCCACUAAUCUAAUUGGAUUUGGAUCAAAUGGAUUUGAUUUAAACGGAUUGGAUUAGGUGGAUAAUUUGGUGGAUGGAUUGGAUUCAUGGAUUUGGAUCCUAAUUGCCACCUCUAUUCGUAAUUCACGAAUAGGCUAAGAAACCCAACCAAGCCACUUGCUCUUCAUUAGGAAUGGCAAUGGGCAAGUCUGGGGUGGGUUUUUUUGGUACCCAGACCCGCCUCCGUGGCAGGUCGGGUUCAGGUCGGGUAACUUAUCACGGGUUGCGGAUCGGGGCAGAUCGACCUAAUGGGUAUAUAAUUUAUAUGAAAAAAUAUUAGAAAUAUUCGUUAUUUUUAUUAUAAGACUAAGAAAACAAACAAUAUUAUGAUAAAUGUAGUUAAAUUAUUGGAGAGAUUAAGAUUUUCACUAAUUUACCACUUUAUUAUUGGUAAAAUAUGAUUUAAUAAAAGGAAAAUCCGAACGGCCUGUUUGGAUACAAUUCAGAAGUAAUGGAAAUGGAAUUCCAUUUUCAUUUUCUAUUUUUAUAGAAUUCCACUUCCAAUUUUUGUGUUUGGUAUAAUUUCUACAACUAUGGAAAUGAAUUGCACUUUUAGCUAUAAUUAAUAAUAUAAUAUAUUUUUUUAUCUUGGAAAAUGGACUAUGAAUGAUAGAGAAAGAGAGUAGAGUGAUAGUUGAUUAAUAAAAUAAUAAUAAAUAAUGAUGAGACCCACUAAUUCCAUCUUCACAAACUCAAUUCCUACUACUUUUGACAGGAAUUGUAAUUCCCAAAACUUAGGCUAAAUGGAAUUCAUUGUUGAACCUUUUUAUCAUUCCAAACAUAAAAUAUUGAAUUGGAAAUAGAAUUCCAAUUCCUGAGCUUUUUUGCCUAUCCAACAGGCUGUAAGUAAUUUGAAUAAAAUUACAUGUAAUUUGGGCAAAAAUGGGUCGAGAAUGGGGCGGGUUAGGGCAGGUCAGGUUGAUGAGAGUACUCAUGCCCCGCCCCAAAACAGGCCAAACAGAUCAGCUAAAAUGGGUCAGGCCGAAAUUUCCAUUCAUACUCUCCAUUCUUAUGAUGCCUUUUGAUGAAUUCCUAGCCAGACCAUGGUCAUUUAACUGCAGUGGGUAGUUAGUCGCCCAGUACAACCUGAGAUUGAGACGGGUCCAAUAAAAAACCCAGGGCCACAAUUCGGUUCGGAGACUCCGAGUCCGAACCCAACCCACUUAAUAAUGUUAUUAUCAUUUCAAUUUUCAUGAAUAUUAUUUAUUGGUCCUCUUAAUGGUCGUUAACCUACUUAGCUGAUUGAAAUAGUUGCUUUAACAUUUCAAUCCUCGUAGAAUAGAUAUCUUUAGGUAUACACACUUUUGCCAAUUUUGCCUAUUAGGCCAUUAAGGGAUUUAAAUUGUUGAAAUAUAUUGUCAGCAGAUAAUUUGUGGUAAUCACUUAUCAAGUAAUCGAGAUAGGGAAUUCGAUAUACGAAGAUGAACUUCAUAUAUAGAGUAAGCGACAUUACUUGAGAGGAGAACGACGAUUAAUUCAUAUAUUUUUAAGAUCAAACUCAAAGGUGGAUCAUCACAAAGGUUGAAUUUAUGGAAUUCUUAAACAACAUCAAAUUUGCCUGGGAGUUUGAUGUUUAGAAAUGUAGUUCUAUAAAGUUGUGCAAUCCAAUCAAAAUGCAAAUCACACAUAAUACUAUAUAUAUAUAGUGGCGUAUUCGGUGCACUCACUUUUAUGAGUGCACUCAGUGUACCCGCCUCAUAAUUGUCAUUAUGAACAUGGGAUUCAUGUCAAAACAGUAUCAAUUGUUGCUUAUGAUAUUAUGAACAAGAAGCACAUGAAUUUGAAAAAAAAUUCAUUCAAAAUUUACUUUAAUUCGAAGGAUUUAGGAUUUAGGGUUAGGGUUUAGGUUUACAAUUUGGGAUUUCGGGUUGGAAUUCAAAAUUGAAGGUUAAGGGGUUAGAGUAAUAGAUUGAUUUGUUAUGAUUCUAUGUCAUAUCAUCAUAUUAGAUUGACGGGUGAAUUACACGAUUGGUCACCCAAAUUACAUAAAUAUUUCACGUUUGUCACCCGAAUUACAAACCUUGCUUAUUGAUCACUCAGUUUACGAAACAUUUCACCAUAACCACUGGACGUCAGCCUCCGUCAAAUUCCGUUAACGGCGUCAGAUUUUUGAUGACGUGGCAAACGGAAACUCUGACUGAGCCCACAGAAAGGCUGAGUCAGCCUGAAUACCCGAGCCAGCAAAGCACCCGACCCGGAAAAUGACGGAGCCCAUUAUUUUUUAUUUUUUUACUUUGCUUUAAUUAAUUGUUUUUACUUUGAAGUAGCUUGUUCCCCUUCCUCUUUCCGCUUGUCGUGCGUUUCUUCUUCCCCCCUUUCUUUUCACUCCAGCAGAGCGUGCAAGGAUGAAAACCCCCCGGUGCAGCAAUCGGAGGAGAACCCACCACCUCAACAUUCUGCCGAGAAUCCGUCUGCCCCAAUCCUCUGAAACCCUGACCAUGAAUGAUGACCCCGACUCACAAGACAGUGAUACAAAUCAAGAAGAUCUAACAAGCUCAGCGCUCAUGAUUUCGUUCUCGCCCACAUCGGCCUCCUCUACCCGUCGAUUAGUCGGCGGCGGCGGCGGCGGUUUGAAGGGGAAAAAGAGCAAGCGACUAAUUGCGUCUAGGUUGAAGAAUAUUCUCAAGCGGCUUGGCCUGUGGGACUUCGUCAAGCUCCGGUUCGACGCCAACAUUCGCUUUGAUCUCGUGGCGCAGUUGAUCGCCAGUUACGAUCCGCAGCAGCGCGAUAGCUACGUUAACGAGGCUCGGGUCAAGGUCAGCCGUCCCGAUUUGGCUCGCGCGCUCAAGUUCCGAUCAAGAAGGACAAGGUUUCGUCGUCGGAGACUUCCGCCGGGGAGGCGAAAGAGAGCGAAGAAGCGAUUGCGUUCGUCGACGAAUUGGUCUCGACUUGGAUGCUGUUGCACGACGACGAUACGUGGUUGAUGCCGUUGGAGAUUCACAAUAUGACUAGAAUGAUUAAAGAUGGCAACUUUGA
This is a messenger RNA of Linum trigynum, 3084 nucleotides long. NCBI's taxonomy places the organism in Eukaryota, Viridiplantae, Streptophyta, Magnoliopsida, Malpighiales, Linaceae. The record is from the annotation of a GenBank genome assembly.